This is a messenger RNA of Oncorhynchus mykiss (rainbow trout), 2063 nucleotides long. Its product is annotated as lysM and putative peptidoglycan-binding domain-containing protein 3. The record is from RefSeq and is a predicted model, not a curated record. Gene Ontology annotation, biological process: Golgi organization. NCBI's taxonomy places the organism in Eukaryota, Metazoa, Chordata, Actinopteri, Salmoniformes, Salmonidae. Gene Ontology annotation, cellular component: Golgi apparatus.
UUAUUUUAACUGACUUGCAUAGUUAAAUAUAAGUAAAUACAAUUGCAUCCGUUUCAAUGGGGGACUUUUAUUUUUCUAAGGCUAACUGCCGAUUACACAAUUGUUGCUCACGACACGCUGGUGGCGUUCAUUUGUUUCGCUAGUAGCCAAUUAUGUAUUUGAUAGUAGCCAGAGGAAGAAUGGAAAUGGCUUAGGUCGUCGAAGAACGUUGCUCAUGUUUUCAGAGUGAAAAAUGACUGGGAGAAGCCCGCACUAUGGUUUCCAGUCGGCCACGACGGUGCAGCCUGCCAAUGGAGGACACGCCUACCUAUUUGGGAACAGCUCUGAGAAUGAUCUCUCGGAGGAGGAUGGUGAGAGCUACGAGCUGCGCUCCCGAGGCCGGGACAGGCUGCGCAGGAGCACCUCCAGGGAGAAGUUGGACGACAUUGUCCACCUGGUCCGAGACAUCAAAGAAGGGGACACUCUGAAUAGCUUCUCGCUGCAGUACCACUGCUCAGUGGCGGACAUCAAGAGGGCCAACAACCUGUUGACAGAGCAGGACUUCUUUGCGCUGAGAUCCAUCAAGAUCCCUGUGAAACGCUUCAGCGUGCUGACAGAGACCCACAGCAUCGCGCCUCUCAAAUCUGCCUCCCCCACAGGCCUCCGACGUUUCCCCCAGCCCCCUAUCUCUACGGAGAUCUCCACAGACUCCUCCUCAUCCACAGACAGCGUGGGCAGCUUCCUGCAGGAGAAGGACAAAGACAUCGAGCUGCUAGUCAAGUCCACCGGCACCUCCAGAAGCAGCCUGAAUGAGGUGGUCUCCUCCCUGACCCUCCAGCAGCCCUUACUACUGGAGGAUUCUGACUUCAAGCCUGUCUUCAGGAAGGAUCCCUACCAUGGGGCGGACUGGGGCAUGAGGUGGUGGACGGCGGUGGCCAUCAUGGUGGUGGUUGUCAUUGUCACACCAGUGUUCUACCUGCUGUAUUAUGAGGUGCUGAUGAAGGCGGACGUUAGCCACCACACCACCAUGCCGUCGACCAAUCCUAAGGGCAUGCAGCAUGCCCAGAUUCCUGAGCCUGUGGAAGUCAAUGGAAAGCCUAACUCAGGACCUCAGGCUGGAAACAUACCCAAACCAAACUCACAGAGACACAAUGAGGUGGAUGACCACCCAGGCCCUAAGAAAGAGAAAACGUAGUGAGGGAUUUAGACAAACUGCAGGAGCUGGAGGUAUAUGAGCAGUUGUGAAAAAAGUGAUUAUCCAAGCUCUCUGAGAAUCACUUUAUAGGGAACAGAAUCCAUUGGGAAAUUAUGAUGAGGGGAAAAUGAGGACAAUCUGUUGAAUUGUUUCAGUGGACAUGCAGUAUGUACGUUUUUAAAACAUGUUUUUAAAGCAAGUUUGUUUUUGCACAGUGGGACCCAACUGCUUAUUCUGCCCCUGAUGGGACUAGUUCCACCAUAACACUGUCUGAAGUGUGGGGUUUGUUCUUGGUCAAAACAGUACUGAUUGCUGUCACUUAAAAUAAGUAAUUUAUCUGUGGAAUAUUAGUCUUAUUCCAACAUCAGUAUUGAAGUUAGUCUAAAAUGUGAUGCAAAUUUUCUUGAACAUUGUUUUGAUAUUUUUGCUUGUCUGGGAAGAACUGUGUUUGGAGUCCCACAACCUUCAUUUCUACUAAGGGUGACGAAACGGGAAAUGCACAAUGUUGCCCAACACUAGCUAGGUAUAUUCCAGUGAAAUGUUAUAUUUAUAAACUGGUUGCCAAUGUAAUUUAGAGCAGUAAAAAUACAUGUUUAGUCAUACCCGUGGUAUACGUCUGAUAUACUACAGCUUUCAGCCAAUCAGCAUUCAGGGCUCAAACCACCCAGUUUAUAAUGUAGUUUAUUUUCCUCAUCACUAGUGUUAUGAACAGUAUGUGCCUUCAACCUGUGGAACACUAUGGCUGCAUAGACACAGGCAGCCCAAUUAUUAUUUUUUUCCAAAUAUUGGUCCAAUUUAUGAAAAAAACUCCAGAAUUGGGCUGCUCGUGUAAAUGCAACCUUACAGGCUGAAAAGAAAGUCUAUUUUGAAUAAAUUAUUGAUGCUCAGA